AUGGGAUCCCACUUCAGGAAGAAGGUAAGUGAACGAUCUCCCUUAGGACAUGACAGAAUUUACUGAGUGUUCGUUGUAGGAGGCCAAGGUCGACGAUGAUGAUUCUGCCGCCGAGAAGGAACCUUGGAACAAGCAGGCCUUCACCUAUUUUCGCUUGCUGUUCAGCCCCGGCUAUUGCAUCUGGGAUGUCCUCCUCUUUUGUGGUGGUAUAGUGGGUGGCAUCGCUGCAGGAGUUCCUUUCCCGCUCUUGGGUAUCCUGUUCGGUCAACUCAUCGACAAAAUCAACAGUGCCAACUGCACGGAGAACACGGGAGGUGACACCUCGUCCAUUGAAGAUGCCGUCGUUCAAAAAGUGCUCUAUAUCAUCUAUGUUACCAUCGCCAACUGGUGCUUCAUUUACAUCAACACGACAUGUUGGGGCAUGUUCGGAGAGCGUCUGGUCCGUCGUUUGCGGGAGACAUACUUGAGGAGCCUCUUGCGACAGGAAUUGGCUUUCUUUGACAAUCUUCCUGCGGGUGAUGUUUCGUCCCGUUUGUCCAACGAUCUCGAAGAUAUUCAAAAGGGAACGUCUGAGAAGGUCGGCAUCGUGCUUUCGAGCACCUCUUACUUCGUGGCUGCCUACAUCGUGGCCUUCAUCAAAUAUGCUGAACUCGCUGGCAUUUUGGUAUCCCUUGUCCCAGCCUACUUUCUUAUGGCCUUUGUGGGAUCCUACUUCAUCAAGCGGUACACCGGAAGGAUGUCAGAUCAAAUUGCUCUAGCGACUUCUAUCGCUUCUGAGAGUUUGAACAAGCUCACCAUAGUCCAUGCCUUCGGUGCAAAUGCUCGUCUGGAAGCUAAGUUUGCCAGCUACCUCAACACGGCCAGAGACGCAGGCAUGAAAAAGGCCUUCACGGCAGCCAUUCAGCUUGGUCUGCUGUACUUCAUUGCAUACUCCACCAACGCCCUGGCGUACUGGCAAGGAAGUCGAGGCAUCGCGGACUCUAUUGACAACGGAGGCGAUGCUGGCAAGAUUGGGGCUGUCUACACGGUCAUAUUCUUGCUCAUUGAUGGUAUUUGGUGCCCCGGUGGAGUCCGCUAUCCCGUCUCUGUUUACUGAUAUGAUGCAGCAUCUUUCAUUCUCAGUCAAGUCGCCCCAUUCAUGCAGAUCUUCGGAACAGCAGCUGGUGCUUUUGAGAAACUCAACAAGGCCAUUACGAGAGAGUCGCGAAUUGAUGGCACCGACCGUGUUAAUGGACUUCAUCUAAAUCAUAUCGAUGGCGCUAUUGAGUUCGAUAAUGUCGCUUUCGCCUACCCUAGUCGCCCAGACAGCACGGUCGUCAAGGAUCUCUCUAUGACGAUCCCAGCGUUCAAGCAUACCGCGAUCGUUGGUCAGUCCGGAGGUGGCAAGUCUACCGUCGCAGCUCUCCUGGCACGACUCUAUGACCCGAGCGAGGGUAGCGUCAGAUUGGACGGAGUUGACUUGCGUGAGCUUAAUGUAGCAUAUUUGCGAGGAUGCAUUGGUGCUGUACAACAAGACCCUGCCCUUCUGGACCGUUCGAUACUCGAAAACAUCGCCCAUGGACUGAUCAACUCUAAUGCUCCCGUCGAAGAGAUCUCCACGGUCUUGGACGGAGAAGUUGCACAGUUCGCUGAACAAAUUCGUAAAGGCACUCAGUUUGAUGUUGCCCUACGGACAAAGUCUUCUGCUCUUCAAAGCGUUGUGCGUCGGGUCCUGAAAUCUGCAGAAAUUGCAGAUGCAACAGCUUUCAUCGAUCGGCUUGAACAUGGUUUGGCUACCACUGUUGGAUCUGCUGGUAAUCAGUUUAGUGGAGGACAAAAGCAAAGAAUCGCCCUGGCACGAGCUAUGAUGAGAGACCCGAAGAUUCUACUACUGGAUGAAGCCACCUCUGCUCUGGAUUCUCGUAGCGAACGACUAAUUCAGGGUGCUCUGCGAGAAGCCUCCAAAGGACGCACAACCAUUAACAUCGCGCACAGAUUGUCGACUGUAAAGCAUGCAGAUAACAUAAUUGUCAUGAGAAGCGGCAAGAUUGUGGAACAAGGCUCCCAUCAGGCACUCGUCGCCGCGGAUGGUGUCUAUGCCAGUAUGGUCCGACUUCAGACUGUCGGCCAGGGCGAAGAGACUGAAGACGCUGUUCAAAGCUCUGCUGAGAACUCCGGGGAUGGGAUUUCAUUUGCAGAAGACCGCACCAGCGAUGAGACACCUCCCAAGGAGAUGACCAGGACUUCUGAGGAAAUCUUUACUAUGCAACUCGACGAACCAGACAAAGCUCCCGAAAACGAGGAGAAAUACGACAGUGACAAAGCUCAUAAGACGAAACAGCGAGGACUUGUAUCAACAAUCGCUCGUGUUGGAGCUCUCACCAGAUCUCAGGCCUUCUAUCUCUUGUUCGCCUUUACAGCCGCAGCCGUUGUUGGUGGCUCAUACUCUGGAGAAGCCGUUAUUUUUGGACAUACCAUCAGUAGCUUCAGUAGCUGCAAUACUGCCGCGGCGAUCCUUUCUGCUGGACACUUCUGGGGUCUACUCUUCUUUAUCUUGGCCAUCAUAGAGUUCUUCGCUAACUUGAUCAUGGGCUCGCUCUUUGGAAGAGUCUCCGAGGACACUUUGUACAAGAUUCGUGUACUUUGCUUCAGGACUCUGCUGGGCCAGAACGCUGACUGGCACGAAUCCGAUGGUAGGGAUCCUUCCUCUCUGCUGGCUUUCAUCACUACGGACGCCAAUGCUCUAGCUGGACUAACUGGUACGAUCUUGGGUACGCUGUUCUCCAUCAUUAUCAACUCCAUUGCCGGUAUUGCUCUAUCGCUUGCGAUUGCUUGGCGGAUCUCGAUUGUACUCAUGGCUUGCGUGCCGGUCCUUCUAGGCGCGGGAUUCAUGAGACUCCGCUGCUUCAAGAAGUUCCACGAAAAGCACGCAAAAGCUUUCUCGAGUGCCACAGGCUUUGCGGUCGAAGCUGUCAAUUCCAUUCGAGUCAUAUCCAUGUACUCUUUGGAAGAUGAAGCCGUCAAUGUCUAUCAUCGAGCUUUGAAGGCUCCUUACGCAGAGACCCUGAAAAUGCUCCUAUGGAGCAAUGCAUGGCUUGCUUCUUCGUACAGUGUUAGUAACCUGGUCUAUGCACUGGCAUACUGGUGGGGUACACAGAACAUCAUUGAAGGGCGAUACAGUCAGACGCAAUUCUUCAUCGUCUUGCCAGCGCUUCUUUUUAGUGCGCAGACUUGUGGACAGCUCUUUGCUCUCGCGCCGGACUUCUCCAAAUCUGGUGUCUCCGCCGCCAGGAUUCUGGAUCUGUUGGAGAUUGGCAAGAAAACUUUGACAAUUACUCCCAAAGCCAUUCGAGCUGGUCCCAAUAUCGACGAUGAUUCCGAUUUUGGCGGAGAGAAAGACAUCGAAGCUGGAAUAGAAAAAUCUGACAGCCGUGUUGGAGGCGGCGCACACGUUCGCUUCGAGGGCGUCGAAUUCUCAUACCCAGCACGUCCAGAUGCCCAAGUCCUUAAAGGUCUAGAUCUCGACAUGAGACCCGGCCAAUUCUGCGCCCUCGUGGGUCCUUCCGGGGCAGGCAAGUCCACCAUCAUAUCCCUCAUUGAGCGCUUCUACCGUCCCUCAUCCGGCCGAGUCACCAUCGACGGCAGAAACGUAAGCGAUUUCACAUCAGCUUCGUUCCGCAACGACAUUGCCCUCGUACCACAGGAAAGCGUCAUGUUCGAAGGCACGCUCAAAUUCAACCUGAGCCUCGGGGCCCGUCCGGACUCCGAAGUCACGGACGCAGAAAUCGAAGACGCGUGUAAACUCGCUAACAUCCACGAGACCAUCAUGGCUUUGCCCGAGAAGUACGAAACGCGCUGUGGACCCAAUGGGAAUCAAUUUUCCGGGGGCCAGAGACAGCGCGUCUCCAUUGCGCGCGCUCUGCUGCGGAAACCGAGACUUUUGCUUCUGGAUGAGUCUACCUCUGCGCUGGAUUCGGAGAGCGAGAAGAUGGUGCAGGAUGCGUUGGAGAAUGUCCGGCAGGGUGUCACGGUGGUGGCGAUUGCGCAUCGCUUGCAUACGAUUGAGAAGGCGGAUCGGAUCUUCGUGAUUGAGGAGGGGAAGUGUACGGCCAGAGGGACGCAUAAGGAGUUGCUGAGGGAUAGUGAGACUUAUCGGACGAAUGCUUUGCAUCAGGUUCUGGGAGAUUGA
Messenger RNA from Lecanosticta acicola, 4168 nucleotides. The record is from the annotation of a GenBank genome assembly. Lineage: Eukaryota; Fungi; Ascomycota; Dothideomycetes; Mycosphaerellales; Mycosphaerellaceae.